AUGGCUCCCACGUAUGCCGAUCUUCUUCUACUCCUCCUUUCCGCCUUGGCCAUUAGCAAUCUUGAUCAAAUUUGCAUGGCCAAUGGAGGUAUGCAUAAUUCGAAAACAGAAAAUGUCGAGGCUGUCAAAGGCAUAGACGUCGGUGCCAUUGUGGACUUGAGUGCUCGAAUAGGUAAAGAAGAAGCAGUAGCAAUGCAGAUGGCUGCUGAAGAUGUACGCAACCAGACAAGACAACGUUUAACUCUGCUACUGAAAAAUUCUCAAGGAGAAGCUGUACAGGCAGUUCUCGCCGCUCGACAUCUUAUCAAGAAGAAGCAAGCCCUAGCUAUCUUGGGACCAGGGUCAGGGGAAGAAACAUUCUCAGUUGCCGAGGUUGGCACUCAAUUUGAUGUUCCCAUUCUAUCUUUAGCUGACUCGUGUCCUUCAUGGGGGACAAAACGUUGGCCAUUCCUAGUUCAAGCCUCUCCCAGCAAAAAUUUACAAAUGAAAGCAGUUGCUGCCAUUGUCCAAUCUUGGGGAUGGCGCCGGGUUAAUGUCAUAUAUGAGGACAUAGAUUCUUCUGCAGAUGGAAUUACACCUCAUCUCUAUGAUGCCUUGAAAGAAGUUGGAGCUCAAAUCAGCCACUUGACUGCCCUUCCAUCUCUUGCUAAUGCUUCAACACUGUCUGAAGAGCUCCAUAUGCUCAAAAGAGACCAGUGUAGAGUCUUUGUAGUUCAUGUCACUUUGGCCCUUGGGGUACGCUUAUUUAACAUGGUCAAGGAGAAGAAGAUGAUGGAACGAGGCUAUGUAUGGAUCACUACAGACAGUCUAACAAGCCUUGUCCAUUCCAUGGAUGCCUCUACGAUUUCAUCAAUGCAAGGUGUACUUGGAAUAAAAAGCUACUAUGAUGACAAAGGGCAGAAGUAUCAGGAUUUCUACCAAAGGUUUCAAUACAAAUUUGGCUUGAAGCACCCUGAAGAGAAGAACCAUGAGCCUGGCAAUUCUGCACUGGAAGCCUAUGAUGCCAUCUGGACAGUGGCUUUAGCACUGCAGGAAGGCAACAUCAAUCACCAACUUCUUCUUGACAAAAUUUCAACGGCAGAUUUCCCUGGAGUAAGUGGAAAAAUUCACUUUUCUGAGCAAAGAUUAGCUCCGGCAAAUGUAUUUCAAAUUACUAAUGUUAUAGGAAGGAGUUAUCGAGAAGUUGGAUUCUGGUCAUACGGCAAAGGAUUUUCUAUGUCUGUUGAUGAGACAGCCCAAUGGAAUGUCUCUAUGGAAGUUUUGGGACAGUUAUUUUGGCCUGGAGGACCUCCAGAUACUCCUAAAGGAUGGGACAUCCCAACAGUCUCCUCCACUCAUUUAAGAAUUGGCGUGCCCAGUGCACCCCUUGUCAAGUAUUUUGUGAAAGUGGAAAUUGAUCCUAUUACGAAGGGUUACUCUUUCUCAGGUUUUUCAAUUGAUGUAUUCAGAGAAUCUGUCAAGAAUUUGCCGUAUUUUCUAGGCUGUGAUUUCAUUCCUUUUGAGGGCACCUAUGAUGCUCUGGUGGAGCAAGUUCGACUAAAGAACUUUGAUGCAGCAGUCGGUGACAUAGCAAUUGUAUCUGAGCGAUAUGUAAAUGCAGACUUCACUCAACCUCACACUGAAUCAGGCCUAGUGUUGAUAGUCCCUACUCAAUCACAAUCUAAGAAAGGUUGGCUGUUCCUGGAGCCGUUCACAAGUGCAAUGUGGCUGCUUACAGCAUUAGUACAUAUCUAUAAUGGUUUUGUCAUAUGGAUGAUAGAACGAAAUUACUGCCCAGAACUCAAAGGAUCCCCUCUGAAUCAGAUGGGAACACUGCUCUGGUUGGCCUUUGCGACACUAUUCUCGUUACACGGUGAUAGGCUGCAUAGCAACUUGUCACGGAUGGCAACAGUGGUGUGGUUGUUUGUUGCAGUUAUCAUAUCACAAAGCUACACGGCAAGUCUAACCAGCAUGCUAACUCUCCCUAGGCUUGAACCUAAGGUGGCAAACAUUGAGACACUAAGAAAUAGCAAUGCAGUAAUUGGGCACUCCUCGAAAGCUUUUGUCAGAACUUAUCUAUUGAAUGUCUUACACUUCAAUCCAAACAACAUCAAGAAUUUUUCAUCAUUCGAAGAAUGUGCUGAAGAUCUUAAGAAUGGUAGAAUUGCUGGAGCAUUUCUUGAGGUUCCUACUUCUAAAGUUUUCCUUGCCAAAUACUGCAAGAGCUUUAUGACAGCAGGUCCAACAUACAAAGCUGGAGGUUAUGGAUUUGCAUUUUCUAAAGGAUCUCCACUGAUUGCGGACAUGGAUGAAGCGUUGCUGAAGGUGUUUGAAAGCGGGAGGCUAAAAGAAUUGGAGGACAAUAUGACAGCUCUUGAGAAAUGUGUGGAGAUUGAAUCAGAGAGUGAAACUCUAAGGCUAAGCCCCAGCAGCUUCUACAUACUAUUCAUGUUUACAGGAGGAACAUCAACAGCAGCCCUGGCAAUAUACUUUGUUCAUUCCAAAUUUAAGGUGGACAACACUGCUAUGCGUGAACAUAAACGAAUCUGGCUGCUAAUUCUGUUGGUGCUGAAACACUGGAGGAAUAAAAAAGCCCAAUUUCCAAGAAAUGUUAGCCUUGCUGAAACCCCCGUAGAUGCUUCAAGUCAUGUUUAGGGAUGAGAACAGGGCAAAUUCCUGUGGGGAUAGAAAUGGGAUGGGGAUU
Molecule: messenger RNA, 2683 nt
Organism: Coffea eugenioides
Lineage: Eukaryota; Viridiplantae; Streptophyta; Magnoliopsida; Gentianales; Rubiaceae
Product: glutamate receptor 2.7-like
Exons: 5
Coding region: 1-2634 (877 amino acids)
Cellular component (GO): plasma membrane
Molecular function (GO): ligand-gated monoatomic ion channel activity; signaling receptor activity
Source: RefSeq, a predicted model, not a curated record